AUGGACAGGGAGAACUGGACCAUGGUGACUGAGAUUACUCUUAUAGGAAUACCAUCCACUAGAGCCCUUGGGAGCUUCUUCUUUUUGAUUUUUUUAUUGGCCUACUUGGUGACAGUCCUUGGAAACACCCUCAUCAUUAUCCUGAUUCUUGUAGAUUAUAGGCUUCACUCACCCAUGUAUUUCUUCCUUAGCAAUCUCUCUUUCAGUGAAAUAUUAACCACGACCUGUGUGGUUCCUACAAUGCUGAGAGGCUUCCUGUUGGAGAGGAAAAGCAUCUCAUUUAAUGGAUGCUUCACUCAGUCCUAUUUCUACUUCCUUUCUGGAUGCACUGAGUUUAUCCUUUUUGCUGUCAUGUCCUAUGACCGCUAUGUGGCCAUUUGCAACCCUCUUCAGUACCCUAUGAUUAUGACUAGCUCACUCUGUGUUCAUCUUGUCAUCCUCUCCUGGGUGGGUGGCUUUCUCCUGAUCCUCCCAUCCACUGUCCUUAAGGCAGGACUGCCAUACUGUGGCCCCAAUGUGAUUGAUCAUUUUUUCUGUGACAGUGCCCCUCUCCUCCACUUGGCCUGUGCUGACAUCCGUUUCAUAGAGCUGUUGGACUUCCUCAGCUCCCUGGUCCUGCUCAUCAGCUCCCUCUCCCUCACAGUGGUCUCCUAUGUUUACAUCAUCUCCACCAUUCUGAAGAUACCCUCAGGCCAAGGUCAACGUAAAGCCUUUGCUACCUGUGCCUCUCACUUCACUGUGGUCUCUAUGGGCUAUGGAAUCUCCAUCUUUGUCUAUGUCCGCCCCUCACAGAAGAGCAGCCUGCACCUCAACAAGAUCCUCUUCAUCCUCUCCAGUGUCGUCACACCACUCCUGAAUCCCUUCAUCUUCAGUUUACGAAAUGAAACCAUGAAAGCUGCUCUGAAGGACACCUUGACCAAAGGUCAGAACUUUCUGAAGGAAAUAAGAUUCCAGUGAUAGCAUUAUGAGACUCAUCCCAAACCUGAGUAUUU
Sus scrofa (pig) is the source of this 992-nucleotide messenger RNA. Its product is annotated as olfactory receptor 6M1-like. NCBI's taxonomy places the organism in Eukaryota, Metazoa, Chordata, Mammalia, Artiodactyla, Suidae. The record is from RefSeq and is a predicted model, not a curated record. Gene Ontology annotation, molecular function: olfactory receptor activity; G protein-coupled receptor activity. Gene Ontology annotation, cellular component: membrane. Gene Ontology annotation, biological process: G protein-coupled receptor signaling pathway.